CAGUGUUCCGCCGAGUGUGAAUGCUAUAAAAAGUGUUAUUUGGAACGGGUUACAUCACAGCGGACUCCCGAAACUAGGAUUUGGAUCGCAAAAUGUGUCUCAAAUCACGCAGGCUUUAAAUACUAAACGAACAAGCUGAGCUAAGUUUCUGAAGUGUGCAAUUAGAUACAUUAAACACAAAUGGUCCAUGAACUGAGAUCAUCAAAGGAGGUGGGGGAGAUAAAACCAGAGAUGAACGCCGCCGUCAGCACAGAGUCCAUGGACAUGACUGAGGAGGAUAUGUCCCAGGUGGAGGGCUGCGGGUUGAGCGGCGGCUCGGAGGACGAAGACGAGUGCGCCUCGUCUCCGGCCGGCUCCAACUAUGACGACGGAAACGACAUCAUCAAGAAUGCCAUGAGCGAUGAAGUUACAAAGCAACUUGCAGCCGCCGGCCCCGUAGGCAUGGCGGCGGCCGCGGCUAUCGCCUCGUCGAAGAAACGCAAGCGCCCACACUCCUUCGAGACCAACCCCUCCGUCAGGAAGCGACACCAGAACAGAUUAUUAAGGAAACUUAGACAAACAAUCGAAGAGUUCGCGACACGAGUAGGUCAGCAGGCCGUCGUGCUGGUGGCCACUCCCGGCAAGCCCAACACUUCCUAUCGCGUGUUCGGCGCCAAGCCGCUCGAGGACGUCGUCAGGAACCUCCGCUGCAUGAUCAUGGAGGAGCUGGAGAACGCUUUGGCGCAGCAGGAGCGUCAGUUCGGGCGCGGCUCGGUCCCGCAGGCGCCGCCUCCUCCUGCUGAUGAUCCCUCGCUGUUCGAGUUGCCGCCGCUCAUCAUCGACGGCAUCCCCACCCCCGUCGAGAAGAUGACCCAGGCGCAGCUGAGAGCCUUCAUCCCGCUUAUGCUCAAGUACUCGAUGGUCCGCGGCAAGCCGGGCUGGGGCCGCGAGUCGACCCGGCCGCCCUGGUGGCCCAAAGACUUGCCCUGGGCCAACGUGCGCAUGGACGCUCGGUCUGAAGAUGAGAAGCAGAAGAUGUCAUGGACCCACGCUCUGCGACAGAUUGUGAUCAACUGCUACAAGUACCACGGAAGAGAGGAUCUCCUGCCAGCUUUUACUGAAGAAGACGAGAAAGGACCUCCGACACAACCCGUGUCUGCGUGCAUGCCGGGCGCGGGGUCCGGGGGGGCGGAGCCCGGGGGCUCCCGCCCGCACCACGCGCUCGCCGAGCAGCAAGUCUGCAUCGACCAGAUGACACUCGCCGACGUCGAUAUGUCGCAGUACGCUCCCGCCGUGCUGCAGACCAUCACCAACCCCGACGGGAGCGUCUCCCUCAUCCAGGUGGACCCCAACAACCCCAUCAUCACGCUGCCCGACGGGACCACCGCGCACGUGAUCCAGUCCGGCGAAGGCGGAGCCAGCGUGGUGGGGGCGCUGGACACGGACGGCGCCGUCGCCGUGGACCUCAACGCCGUCGCCGAGGCCACGCUCAACCACGAGGGGCAGAUCAUCCUCACGGCGGACGACGGGCACGGCUACCCCGUGUCCGUGUCCGGCGUCAUCACCGUCCCCGUGUCCGCCUCCGUGUACCAGUCCAUGGUCGCCUCCAUGCACCACCACGAGGCCGUCUGCGUGGCGCCGCUCGUGCAGGUGGAGCAGGGCGGCGAUACGCUGGAGGCGCUGUCGCUGGGCGGCGGCGUGGCGCAGGUCAUGCUGCAGAACGGAGACACGCAGGUGCUGCAGGUCCUCAGUCUCAAGGACGCCACCGUCCUCACCAAACAUAUGGCUUAUUGUCGACAGCAACAGGUAAAGGCUGAGCGGGAGGCGGUGGUGGCAGACUCGUAGCUGAUGCGUUUGGUGGGGACUCCGCCACCUGACUCUCGCACCUAGCGCUCCGCCCUCGCGUGCUCCGCCCCGCACUACCGCGCCCCGCACUCCACUACGCACCGACCGAACUAGUGGCUGACGGCAGAGCGCCAUAUUUAUAAACACUGGCUGGACGAACUAAUGGCGGAUUGUUGACAUCAGAGCUAAGAGGUUAUAAUAAUUGUCACGUUUUGCUAAAAUUAAUUAAUUCAUAAGUCAUUAUUUACUUUAACAAAUAGUUUACCCGAAACUGUGACCUGUACGCCGUACAUUCUAACACGAACAAAUUUAAUAAACAAAAUCCCGUCCUUCGUCUCUGACGUGGAGAUGAACUGCAUAUAAACAAAUCGUUAUUACCGACAGGUUCAAUUAGUUCUUUUUAAAACGCCUGUUUUCAUCCGUAGUAAUUGAAAUAACUGGUACCGCCAUACAAUACGUCGCCGUUGACAAUAAUUGCAAAUGUUUACAAUUAAUUGAUUUAAGCCAAUGAAGAAAUAAGAACCGGACGAUUCCGAGUGAUUUGAAUGUGCCUCGAUUGCUCUCUAGUACGAUCUCCCAAAUCGGACUCAGUUUAUCAUAUUGCUUUAUUUGGUUUUAUCCAAAAGUAACUAAACACAAUCUAUCGUAACAGUAGACAUACAGAUCAAAUGAUGAUGAAUAAUCACUUAUCGACUGGUUUGCCCAGAGCGUUUCUUAUGGGAUGGAGAAAUUUGUGGUGGUCCUGAAGGUUUAUUAGUUUCACUGGGACGAACCGGUGGAUCCGAGGGCUCAACCUUUGGCUAACAGCUGCUCGAGCGCCUCUGAAGGAGUUCUAACACUUGGACGACCCCUCGCGAGCGUAUCCAUCGGCCCCAGGCACGCUCACGCCGUGUCCACUAACAUAUAUGGUGUAUUUUCUUACUUCUACUAGUUACUACUUCUACUUACUUAGUGUCGCAUUAUCCAAGUAGAGAGCAGGGGCACAUUUAUAUACAAAAGGCAACCCGAUUUACUUUAUAACGUUUGCGGCCGUUUAACUGAUGAAUAAAAGUUAAUUUAUUAAUCAACCAAACCCCUAAAAUUUUAUUUUAAUCAAACAUCUCGAGUUUUAAGCAAAUAUUGUUCAGUACACCGGUGCAGGUCGGUAACAAUUGUGUGUGUAUAAUGGUAAUAUCCGCUAAAACGUAUUGCUGUCCUGUGAUAUGAAGUGGUAGACCAAGCUUACAGAAUAGAUAGGGUCGGAGUACCCCAGCGGUCACAGCCCAUAUCUCGUUAGAGAGCGCAACGUGUACAUUUGUAUCGGAGAGUUUAUUAAUUAGUCUUGUGUCAGCCAUCGAUAUUGUUGAGCGAGGUGGUCGCUGUACACUAAGAAAGCUGGAAACGAUAUCCGACUCGCGCCAUGACAAUCCAAUAAAUAAAUAAUAAAUAGUAGCAAUAUUUUUCCAUUAAAUGGAUUUCAUUUCAAAAUCGAACGGUCAAAUAAACUCUAGGUAUUUAUUUUAUUAUUUUAAUGAAAUGUGCAAUAUACGAAUAGCUAAACCCGUAUUUAUUUUAUAAAUUUUAAAUGCUGUUUUAUUUAUUGGCUGAUUUUAUAUGCGAAUCAUAUUAUUAGGUAGAUUAUAUUGGAUAUUACGGCGAUUCGCUAGUGUGUGUAUUGGAAGUGCCGUACAUAAUAUUGGUAAAAUGGCGUAUUUAAAUAUUUACUUUAAAAGUUAUACUCGCAAGGCGUGACUUUAAUUUAUUGAGUUAAUGGAAUUUGUCACUUUUACGCUUUAAUACUUUUUCAUGCACCAUACCAUUGUGCGAGUUUUUUAACGUUCUCGAUAGCGUAAAAGUUAACUCAAAUUUGUAUGCAGUUCGAACAGCGGCAAACGUAGGCAAACGUUCCAACUCCACACAAAUUUGAGUUAGCUUUUACGCUAUCGAAAAGGUUAAGAAACUCGUACUAAGCACACAAGUCUACGAUUUUUGUAUACAAAAGCGUCAGAAUAAAUUGAGUUGAAAGGAAACAAAUGAAUGUACACUCUCCUGAGAUUAUGCUGUCUGGUGCUAUGGAAUAAUAAUAUGCUGAUUAAAAGUCUAGUUACACCAGCUGUGAAGACUGUGAAAUCCUAGCAAAGGUAUAAUAUUGAGUCUAAUAAUAGUACUUAAUUACAAAAAAAAAACGCGACCUUUAAAUCUUACAGUGACAAGUAGUUUUGUCAAAAUGCCACAUAGAGUAUAACUUUUAGAAAUAAAUUAUACCAUUAUCAAUUAAAAAAAACAUUCCUUUUAUUUAAGUGUUUGUUAUAAGUUGUUGGUUUUGUAAUUGAUUUGUCGUCGAGUUUGUUAGUGAGUACUUUAUCUAGUCUUGUCGAACGAAUCUAGUCCGUAAGUCGAGAGUAGACACGAUACAUAGUAAAAUAUACAAAUAGAAAUAUUUAUUGGAAAUUAGUUUUUUUCGUAUUUAUAGGUACUUAUAGAUAGAUAGUAAUUUAACACUUCUGUGUACCGCAUAAGGUUUCGUGGAUUUCAAAUCAUUAAAUUGUUGUCUGGUACGUGGAAUGUGCGUAAAUUCUUUAAUUAUAAUUGAAAUACGGUCAGUCUGGGUAACUAUAGUUCUUGCGGUUGACACUGACACUUCUGAUUGUUAGUACGAAAUACGAAUUGUCAAAAGACACUUUUGAAAAGUUGACAGAUAACAUAGUUCAGAGCUACGAAGGAUAAGAUCAAUAAAGUUACAUAAACGUUCCAGACGCCAACUAUUUUAAUAAUAUGACACGAGCUCAAAAACGUUAUUUUCACUUUGCUACAAAAUAUUUUUAAAUACGUUUUUACGUUCCGAUUUACUAUACCGCGAGGCGUUGAAUGCGCUUCCAUUGAUUUUAAAUGUUUGGUGGGAUUUUGUUUAAUGCGUGCGUUAAAUCAUGUGUUGAACAUCAGGAAUCACGCAUUAAAACAUGCGUUUCGAGCUCUUGCGAUUAUAAUUCACACUAAAUAUAAUAAAAUUGUUAUCAACAGCAUUAAAAGUUACCCAGACUGACUCUGUGGAGUAUUUAUUAGUUCAUUAUCCUUUUUUUAUUCGGGCUCGCAACGAAGCAAUAGAAAGUAAGUAGUUAUGACAUCUCGACAUAUACAUGUGAAUUUGUAAUUAGGAACGUAUUCUAAGAUGCUUCUCGUAGUGAGCUCGAAUUACGGAAGAUUUGUUUUAAAAUGGUAGGAUCUCUUGUGAGUCCGCACGGGUAGGUACCACCAUCCUGACAAUUUCUGCCGUGAAGCAGUAAUGCGUUUCGG
Molecule: messenger RNA, 5097 nt
Organism: Bombyx mandarina (wild silkworm)
Lineage: Eukaryota; Metazoa; Arthropoda; Insecta; Lepidoptera; Bombycidae
Gene: ewg
Product: DNA-binding protein Ewg
Biological process (GO): regulation of transcription by RNA polymerase II
Molecular function (GO): DNA-binding transcription factor activity
Source: RefSeq, a predicted model, not a curated record